AUUCAUUUGGAGUUCAGACGCCUGCGGAUCUUCGUGUGUGUUACUCGCGUAAUCACGUCAUUCGUUUCUUGUUUGUGAAAUAAUCCAACCAAUUCGCUUACGCUACUUCUAUUCGCCCUUCUAUUUAUCAUCAUGCCAAGAAAGCAAAAUUUUUCAAAAAAGUAUGUCGAUGAAAAAUUCAAACAUCUUGUUUUUUACAAAUGUGUAGUUAAUCUGACAAGAGAAGACAUAGAAAUUAAAAAAUUGAGCUUGGAAAAUACAGUCAAGGAAGAUGGUAAUACAUCUAAACAAAAAAAUAUAUCAAUAGACGAGGAGCCUGUUAAAAAAAAACAGAAGUUGGAUACAAAUGAAAUAGAUAUUUUGAAAUUGGAAUCUAGAAAGGGAGGAACUCGAUCAAAACUCAAGUCUUCAUUAAAUUCCAAUAAUGAAAUUGCUUCUACCAGUACAGAGGAGGUACCCAUGGUUAUUGAUUGCGCUACUGAAUCUGUGAACUCUUCUGCUGAAAAUGCAAGACCUAAGAUCUGGGUUAAGGAUUUUAAUGAAAUGAUAAAUGAAUUAUAUUUAAGUAGUACCAACGUAAAUGAAGCUAAACCACCUGUAGAUGACAAAAAUCACGCAAAAUGGAAUUUAAUUGAAAUUGAAAAAUUACAUAAUGAGUAUUUUAGCAAUUCCGUACAAAUUAAUAUUGUGACUAUUGCAAAUAUACUAAACGCAAUUUCAAAUUCUAACGAAUAUCUCAAAGAACGAUUGGAUGAAUCUACUAAGAAAAGAUCUGAGGCUGAAAAAAUUAAAUAUAUAUGUGAUGCCCGCCGAUUACAUGAAAGAUAUAAUACAAUUUUAGAAACUAAGUUGAAGAACAAAUUUAUAGACAUUACAUCAUCUUUUAAAGAAUCGGAAUUCUAUUCAGCAUUUAUAAUGUUUUUUCUAAGUAUACUAAAUGUUCUUCAAGUUUUGGAUCAGACAAAAUUCGGUCAUAGUCAAGAAUUCUUUGAAAUUGUUAAACAAUUGCUGCCGGAAAGUUUGAUAAAUAAUGAAUGUAACCAUCCCAACAUUUUUGCAACGUUCCAGUCAAUAAAAUUUUAUUCUGACUGCAUGAAUGUACUAAGUGUUAUUAAUGAUAGUCGGGAUACUGACCCUGGAGUCGCUGAUCGCAUGCCAUUGUAUUUUUUAAAGACGGCAAACAGCCUGGAAUAUUUUAAAGCAGUAAUUAAUGCCGUCACCAGUGAUUCAAACGAAGACCUUUCAUUAUUAAUUGAUAAUGCUACUUUUAAUUGUUACUAUAAUUCAGAUCGUACAGAUCCUGUGGUUUCAUCAACUGUACAGCAUUCAAAUUACAAUUUACCUUCGACAGAAACAAUUCAAAGCCCUAUCAACUCUAAUGAAACAAUGCAUCACUGGUUCCUUUCUAAAAAUCAAGAUGGAACUUACCCGUAUAAACCUGUGCUAAUUGAUAAUAAGUUUCAAGUUAUUGGCAAUACUGCGGUCGAUCCUUCGAUUGUAACGAGUCAGCCAUUAACUAGCUUCGACAAAGCACACUCUUCUUCACUACAAAAAAAAACUUUUAAAGUAAUACCAACUAAAAAAUGUGAUGUUGUUAUGCCAACUACUAUUUCCAACAGUCCUUUGGUGCAAGUAACAUCAUCAUCAUCAAUGGCUUCAACAUUAACACCACCAAAAACUACAUCUGGGAAAUUUCAACAAAAGAUUCAGAAUAAGAAAACCGUGGCAAACAGUUCUCAAGCCGUAUGCAAUAUUAUUGUAAUUGAUAACAAACAUUAUCAAUUGGUUAAGGAUACAUCAGGUCAAUUGAGAGCAGUUUUUAUGCCAACUAUUUCUGUAAAUCCUUUAGUUACAGUAACAGCAUUGACGCCAGAUACUACAACAUCAACACCUACAAUAACAACAUGUCAAUCAGUUAAUGGGCCGUCAGGUCAAAUGAGAGCAGUAGACAAUGGUACUUUGUCACCAGCAACCGUUAUUAUCAGAUGCGACGAGGGACAUUGCAACAAAUCUGCAACAAUAACGUGUAAAUGUAGAAAGGUGAACUACUGUUCCGAUAGCUGCAGAGCACGCCACUGGUAUGUUCAUUAUACUGACUGUGAAGAAAGACAGACUCGAUCCUAAACUUUCCAUUACAUGUGAUAUAUUUAUAUGAUAAAGUUUUUCAUGAAAAUAUUUUUAUUUUUAUGUUUAAAAUAUAAUGGAUCAUGUUUUUAUAAUUUAAUGUUUCUUAAGUUUGUAUAAUUAAUAUUACGAUUGAUUACUAAUAUGUAUAAUCUAAUAUUACUACAUAGUUUUUAGGAUUCUAUGUAUUUUUUAUAUGUACCUACUACAGUCAUUUUUGGUAUUUUUUAUGUUAUAUAUCAUCAUUUUUACUAAUUGUAUUGCUAUCUUACCUUGUAUGUUUAUAUACCUAAUUAUACAAAGAGCUCAGUCGCUUAUUUUAUAAUAAUCAAUAAUAUUGAUUCUAUUGAAGCUAGAUUGUUUUAGGUAUAGAAUGUGAGGUAAUGAGGUAUCCAAGAACAUUUAAAAUAAAAUUAUUAC
This is a messenger RNA of Metopolophium dirhodum (rose-grain aphid), 2544 nucleotides long. RefSeq lists its product as uncharacterized. The record is from RefSeq and is a predicted model, not a curated record. The transcript has 6 exons. The coding region runs from base 133 to 2124 and encodes 663 amino acids. NCBI's taxonomy places the organism in Eukaryota, Metazoa, Arthropoda, Insecta, Hemiptera, Aphididae.